AUGUAUAGCGUAGAAAUAAACAUAGUUGAAAACACGAUUCCGAGAGAUCACAUGGCAAAUACAAAGAUAGAUAGUAAGUUAUAUGAGUGUGUGAAGCAGGACAAUAUUGAGGAAUUUAAAAGCCGCGUCCAGCAACAUUUAGCAGAGAAGCUAGUGACUCCCUGUGGGAACUCAUUACUUCAUGUAGCCAUAAGGUAUAAAAGUAAUAAUAUUACUGCUUACCUGGCUAAAGAGAUCCCUUCUCUAAUCACCAGCCGAAACGACCAGCAUGACACAAUCCUUCAUGUUGCUGCCAGAGAGGGAAGUGUUAGUCAUACAAUUCGAAACCUUGUCAAUUCGAAUGCUUUCUUGCUGAGGAUGACAAAUAGAGAAGGAAACACUCCUUUGCAUGUUGCAGUGAUAAAUGGUAACAAAGAAGUUGCCAAAUUCCUCAUUUCCAGAGAUCGAGAAGUGGCCUAUUACAAAAACAAGACUGGCAGGUCUCCUUUAUAUCUGGCUGUUGAAAAUCGCAAUAUGAACGGGAUUCUUGAUGAUCUCUUGAAUGAGGAAGCUUUGAUCCCUACAGAAAGAGAAGAUGGAGAUUCACUUGGCAUGCUACCACAAGGAAAGUCCCCUGUUCAUGCUGCCGUCGAGAACCGUAUCAUAGGUAUAUUGCAGAAAAUCGAAGAAGCAAAGCCAGAGUUAUUACGUCUCCAUGACAAAGAGUUUGGAAAUCCACUCCAUUAUGCAUCAUCUACAGGCUAUGUGGAAGGAGUUCAAUUCCUAUUACAAAAGUAUCGUGCCGGUGCUGAUGAAACUGACCAAGAGGGCAACUAUCCUAUUCAUCUUGCAUGCAAGGGAGGCUCGGUUGCUUUGUUAGAGGAAUUCCUGAAAGUUAUCCCCUAUCCAAACGAAUUCAUAAAUGAAAAAGGGCAGAACAUUCUUCAUGUAGCGGCCCAAAAUGAACAUGGCUUUUUGAUUAUGUACAUACUCGAACAGGAUAAGAAGAUCGUAGAAACACUGCUAAAUGCGAUGGAUGAGGAUGGAAAUACACCUUUGCAUUUGGCAACACAGCACGGCCGACCCACAUCUGUAUUUCUUCUUGUGCGUGCCAUCCGCUUUCAUCGUCAUAUUGUUAACAAUGACGGUUUGACACCAUAUGAACUUGGUAGAAAACAAUCCAAAAUAGCGGUACAGCAAUAUGAAGGAAGAGAUGAAACGUUUGCUAAGGAGCGACAGCACUCUGAUUCAAAUAACAGGGUGGAAGGGACCGAGGACAAACCAGCUGAUCAAAACAAGCAAGACAAGAAAAAGGCAUCACUAAAAGAUUACGAACUGCUAGAUUUUUAUGGAGCGAUGAUGACAUUAUCGAUCCUAUACUUCCAUGCUUUCCCUUGGAAAAAAUCCUUCCUUGACCAUUUCCCUGGUACUCGACCCAUGCAACCAAGGAAAAUGGAAACAAAAACAAGGAUAGGGAAUCUUCUUGUGGUAGCAGUGCUUGUGGCUGGUGCGACCUUCGCUGGUGCUAUUCAAUUGCCACAAUUAAGGGGUAAUAUUAACUCAAGUGAACAUCAUCAUGAAUUUCACAGCAGUACUAUUACUGCCUCCCAUACUGGUUAUGAGAGGCUUCUGAAUGAUUAUUUAUCUUGGGAUGUUUGGGCUUUAUCUCUCUCUCUGGUGGCAUCUCUAAUCCUUCUUAGGGCAAACUUUACUGAUGCCAAUUUUGAAAUCAUUGCGGUUGGACUUUCAGUCAGCAUGGUUGGUUUGGCUAUUCUCUUCAUGUUCGCGGCAUUCAUUGAUGCUGUGACUAUACCAUCACUAGGAUCCCAUGAUAAGUGGUUAAAAACCACCAUUACAGUGGUGACCUUUGCGGGUUUAUAUGCUCUGGAAUUGAUUGUGAGUCUUCCGUUCGGAGGCUUCCCAAAUCUUCGAGGAAUGCUCUUGCGUUAUUUCUACUACAUAUAUUUUUUUUUUCGUUUCUACACUUACGAGUGGCUGGCUUAUAAAAUUUACAAGAGAAAGCACAAAUAACUAUCCAGGAUGAUCUUCACCAGCAGAGAGGUCAGGAUUUGUUGGGAUUUCCCACCUUAAAAAGGUUCUGGGAUCGCUUGUGUCUGUCGAUUGUAAUAAUUAUUUGAAUUUGAAAUAACUUUCGAGUUUCCAA
This is a messenger RNA of Populus trichocarpa (black cottonwood), 2143 nucleotides long. RefSeq names its product protein ACCELERATED CELL DEATH 6. The transcript is spliced from 5 exons. The coding region runs from base 1 to 2010 and encodes 669 amino acids. The record is from RefSeq and is a predicted model, not a curated record. Gene Ontology annotation, molecular function: protein binding. Lineage: Eukaryota; Viridiplantae; Streptophyta; Magnoliopsida; Malpighiales; Salicaceae.